GUUCCGUGACCUUGGCAAGUCACUUAACUUCUCUAUGCCUCAAUUUCCUAAUUGAAAUCAGAGAUAAUAGGAAUACGUAUUUCACUGGGGGUGCUUAGGAGGAUGAAAGGGUUCCAUAGCUAUAAAUUUUUACCACUGUACCAGGAUAAGUACUAGCAGAGUUGUCCCUGUUACUGUUAUUUGCCUGUUUGCCAAAGCACUUAACCAUGUUGUAUAAAAUCGUUUCAGAUCAAGAAUGAGGGAUGAGGAGUUCCCAUCGUGGAGCACUGGAAAUGAAUCCGACUAGGAACCAUGCAGUUGCAGGGCUUCCCAAGGAAGAGAAUGAUUUUUAGGUAAACCAACCAAGCCCAAACCUGAUAACACCGAACGUCACAUGCUGACAGCUCUUUGGAAAACCUUUCCCCUUGGAAUCUACACUUUGACUGAGCUUUCAAACCAGAAGUUCAUCUUACCCAGGAAAGAAUGGCUUACGUGAAGAUGAGAUGGGUCUAUGUUUCCCUGGUGGUCGUGGGAGCCCUUUGUCUGUAUUUUAGCUUGGACAGUCUCAGUCCUUCUCAAGGAGAACCCUUGGCUUUCAAGAAAAAAAACGAGGACUUCCUUCAGCUCCCGGAUAUAGACUGCAGGCAGGAUCCCCCCUUCCUCGUCCUGCUGGUGACCUCGUCCCACGAGCAGCUGUUGGCGCGCAAGGCCAUCCGGCAGACGUGGGGAAAAGCGAGCACCGUGCAGGGAAAGCGAAUCAGGUCCUUCUUCCUCCUGGGAACCACCAACAGCGGGGACCUGUCGCGAGCGGUGGCCCAGGAGAUCGAGCAGUAUCACGACAUCAUCCAGAAGGACUUUCUGGACGUGUAUUUCAAUCUGACACUCAAGACCAUGAUGGGCAUGGAGUGGGUGUCCCGCUUCUGUCCGCAGGCGACCUUCGUCAUGAAAACAGACUCCGACAUGUUUGUCAAUAUCUACUAUCUGACGGACCUGCUCCUGGCCAAGAACCGAACGACGCGGUUUUUCACGGGCUUCCUGAAGCUGAACGAGUAUCCCAUCAGGAGGAGGUACAACAAGUGGUUUGUCAGUAAGUACGAGUACCCGUGGGAGAAGUACCCGCCCUUUUGCUCGGGCACCGGCUAUGUCUUCUCCAGUGACGUGGCAGGGCAGGUGUACGGUGUGGCCGAGAGCGUCCCGUUCAUUAAACUGGAAGAUGUCUUUGUGGGGCUCUGCCUGGAAAAACUGCAAAUCAAACUGGAGGAACUGCACUCCAAGCAGACGUUCUUCCCCGACGGGCUGCCCUUCACCAUCUGCCGCUACCGGAGGAUCGUUGCUUCCCACCACGUCAAGCCUCAAGACCUCCUGAACUACUGGCAGGCUCUGGAAGGUUCCUUGGAGGCAGAGUGUCCGGAGGCCUGAGCGGGGCCCAAAGGCACAGCUGGACACAUGCCCGACAGCCCACCGCGGUGGCGUCCAAAAGAUCUUCGAGGGCAUUGCCGAGGCGCCUCGGGGGGUGGGGAGGGAGCGAGGAAGGAGGAGGCGGAAGAAGAGGGAGGGUGAUAGUUUGAAGGCUUCCCAGUCUAAACGCGAAUGCCCCUGCAGAUGAUGGCCACCUGGUGCCCCAAAGCCCUAAGAUCGUGUCUCUUGAGCACCUCCACUGUUGCACUAGCGCGGGAGCUGCCUGCACCUGUGUCUCUUCAUCUCGGGGGUCGGCAUCCGGACAAAGCGGUGGAUGUUACCGACCCCAUCUCACACGCAAAGACCGGGCCACUGAGAGAGGUACCAGGAGCUGUCCCGAGAUUCAGCCAGCAGACACUGGAGCCAGGAUGAGAAGCCCCCGCCCCAGUGCGCCCCUCCGGCUGCCUCCCUGGAAGAGGGCUGUGGGGAGCGGGGCUCUGAGGAAGGAAGGCCUGGCUGCUGGUGUCUGUCUGUCCCUUCCUAGAAUCCUCUCCUCCUCCUCCAGUCCCAUUCCUCUGCUUUCCAGUGCUGAGUCUGGGGUGAAUGAAUGCAUCCCCCACAUCCACCUCCAGAUGGUGAUGGGUCUGGCUGGCCUGAGACCUUGCUAGCCGCUUGGCACUCAGCUCGCCACAAACACGUCCCUGGAGAUAUUCCUGCAGUGGCUGCACCCCAAGAAACACUCGGCUCUGGACAGAAAUCAGGUUUAUAGAUUUGGCUCAGAAAUCACUGUGAAGCUUGACUCGCUGUACAGAGUUGGCCACUCUGCUGAGCGUGGGACCCCAAGAGCAGCACAGCGUGUCCUGCCAGCCACCUGUGGCACCCCCGUCUGUUUGCUUCACCUGCCCUGCGUCUGCUCUUCAGGUCUCCAAGCGCAAACCAGAGGGCUGCUGGGCGCAAGGCUGCAUCUGUGAAGGCUGCUGGGAGCUUGUCUGGGAAUUCAGGUGAAUUUAAGUCAAGACCCUCCCAAGAAGCCCCGGGACACAGCGCUGAAGGGACUUCUGGUCAAGGAGGGUCUCCCUGGGUCCAAUUCCUGAGCCCGAUCUCAGCUCAGCUUCUUUGACUUUCUCCGAUGGCCCUGGGACAGCUGAGUUCUGUACGGUGGAGUUGAACCUUCGAUAUUCUUCCCCUGGAGGUUUGGAAGAGCCUGUUCUGCAGGAUUAAGGGAAGUGGGGCCCUUCUCUGCAAGGGUCUUUGCCGGGAGAGCCACUGUCACACGCAAAGCCAUCUUGCUUCCGAUCAGGAUGCUCAGCUCUUACCUUAUACUUUACCAGCCAAAGCCAAGACCUCAGGCGGCUGCGUAAGCUACAAACAUUGGCCAAAGCUCCUGCCUGGCCUCGGGAAGAGGUUUGCUGCAGGAUGGCCAUGACAAUGGUAAAUUGCAGAAAGAGGCCUGGCGUUCUCUUUUGCACAGCAUUUCUUGUAUCUGGGUGGAGCUGCUUCUUGGCGGAUAUGUUUUCGUAUCCUGGCUGCUCUGAAUGUGCUGGGUCAUGUUCAGAAAAGCCACCUUCUCAGGUGGGAAAAUCAGGCACUGAACUUGUUUGGGGAAGCCCAGAUUUUGCCAGGGCUGGUCCCUUGGACUUGUAGAAUGGGCUGUCUCUGAUUCUGGAGAUAACAGUGGGUUGUGAGGGUGAAGGAGCUUGUCUGGCACUAUGCCUGGGUCUGGGCUUAGCUGUUCCCCUUAUCUGGUGUGUGUGUCUAUGUAUGUGGCCAUCGGGCUGGGUGGGUAAGUGUGGCUGACUCAGGAUCUGGUUUUCUCAGCAUCCACCAUAGCCCUUGGCCCUAGGGGCCCAUGAGCAUGGGCUUGGUUCCACUACAACCUCUGUGUUCUCUCUCUCUCUCUCUCUUUUUCUUUUUGUAUUUUUAUGGCUGCACCUGCUACAUAUGGAAGUUCUCAGGCUAAGGGUCUUCACAGCCACAGCAAUGCAGGAUCCUUAACCUACUGAGUGAGGCCAGGGAUCGAACCUGCGUCCUCAUGGAUACGAGUCAGGUUCGUGACUCUGCCAACUCCCCUCCCUCCGUUCUAUUUCUUUAUCUAAAUGAAGAUCUUUCUUUCUCUAGGGAAACAUUUUCCUGUGACCGUAGAACUUGAGAAGGGGCCUUAGAGCUCGUUUGGUCCUGCCUCGGCAUAGGAUGAAAAUGAAGUUCAGAGAGCCCCCGAGGUUGCCCAGGACCUCACACCCGGGUUUGUGUACUGAGGAAUAUGCAGGUGUCAGUGGAGGCCGUGUUCCAUGCUGCCGCCUUGCCGGUGUGUAAGAGUAAGGAGCCGUGCUAGCCUGAGUCAGGAGGCAAAGCGGUGCUUUUCCAAUAACACCCAACCUGGAGUUUCCUUUUUUCUUUUUUUCUUUUUAGGGCCGCACCUACAGCAUAUGGAAGUUUCUGGGCCAGGGGUUGGAGCUACAGCUGCCGGCCUAGACCACAGCCAUGGCAACACGGAAUCCAAGCCACACCUGAAACCUACACCGCAGUUUGAGGCAACAGUGGAUCCUUAACCCACCGAGUAAAGCCAGGGAUUGAACCUGCAUCCUCAUGGUUACUAGCUGGGUUUUUUUUUGGUCUUUUUAGGGCCACACUCACGGCCUAUGGAGGUUCCCAGGCUAGGGGUCAAAUGGGAGCUGCAGCUGCUGGCCUACACCACAGCCACAGCAAUGCCAGAUCUGAGCCUCAUCUGCAACCUACACCACAGCUCUUGGCAAUGCCAGAUCCUUAAUCCACUGAGUGAGGCCAGGGAUCGAACCUAUGUCCUCAUGGAUACUAGUCAGGUUUGUUUCCACUGAGCCACAACGGGAACUCCACUAGUUGGGUUCUUAACCCCCUGAGCCACAAUAGGAACUCCCCAACCUGAGUUUUAAAAUGGGACUGGAGGGGAGCCAGGCUGGUGGGGCAUCCAGAGGAAGUGAUGCUGAUGGCAGAUGCUAUUUGCCAGGCCCUGAGAUAAGGGCUUUACAGGUGUUACACCCUUCAGGGCUCACAACCACUCCUCGGGGAGGUGGCUGCCGACGUCCCUGCUUUCCAGAUGAGGACACAGAGGCAGAGGGGUGUGGCAACGCGCUCGAGCUCACAUAACUGAAAAGCAGCAGAAACAGGAAGUGAACCAAAGCUCUUGGGGGCACUGGGCCGUGUGGUCACACCCAGCACUGUGCCCCCCGGGCCAUCAGCUGGCCAGAGGGUUGCAAUCCGUGUACAGAUGGAGGCAGGUGCCCUCUGCCUGGGCUCGGGCUGCGUGCCUGGCCCUUCCUCAGUUUUCCCACCACGCAUGCCCCCCCUCCAGUCUCCACCACCUCUGCUGGACUGCAGAAACCGGGGCUCCGGAGCACCAGCCCCUCCACUUUGGGGCUUGAUUGCCAGCUCCUCUGAGCUCCUCAAGAGCAAGACUCCCGCCUGGGCCUCACACCCACCCUCGCUGCCAUGUCCCCUCUGCCAGCCGGGCCCACACGUGCCCCUGCGUACCCAAGUUCCCUAUCUUCCAAAGCAUCGUGAAAACCCCUUCCGUUCACACCCAACUUCCGCUUCCUUUGCUGUUCAGCCCCACAGGAGAGUUUUCCAUAUUUGUUCUCUGAAAUGUGUCUCCUGUUCUAUCCCAAAGCCCCUUCUCAUCAGACUCGAAAGCCUGACUCCGUCCGAUGGUUCUUACCGAGGCCGCUGCUGAUCUGUGAUGCUGGGUCUGUGGUCUGGUCUCCCGUCUCAUCUUGCUGUCCCAACAGCUGGCCUCGCCCGCUUGCCUCCAGGACACUUGAUGCUCUCGGGUCUCCCGCUCACUGGCCACUUCUUUGCUUGUUCCACCUCUUGGCUCUGCCUCCUCUGGGGUGCCUGGUGCUCAGCCUCCACCUCCUACAUCCCUGGCUGUCCUCGGGGGGUCUCGUCCAGCCCCUCGGUUUAAAAUACCCUCUCUGGUCCUUAGGAUGCCCAUUGGUCUCCAGCCCAGAACUCUCUCUUGCUCCUCGGUAUCAUAGAUUUCAUGGCCUCCUUGACGUCCCGGGGUGAGCGAAUCCAAAAGUAAACUGGUGAUGAACCCUGCCCCCCUCCCCCCCGGAAUCUAAGCCACCUGCAGCCUCAGCCCCCUGGGGAAUGGCCGCUCCACCCUUCAGUGGCUCAGGUCAGACACUCUGGAGCCAUCUGUACCUGCUCUCUCAGCCACUGUGUCUGGAGAGCCCACUGGCUCUGCCUUCCAUUUGUAUCCGGAAGCCGAACGCUUCCUCCCACCUGCGCUGCGGCCCCCAUCCAAGCCCCCAUCACCUCGCACCUGCGUUCCUGCCGUAGCUUCCACCUGGUCUCCGGGCCUCCAUCACUACCUCCCUUGGUCUGUUCCCACGCAGCAUCCAGACUGCCCUUUUGAAAACACAGACAGAGCAUCCCCCUUCCUUGCUCUGAACCCUCUGGUGGCAUCCCACCUCCGAGGAAAAGCCACAUCUUCAAUAUCCCUGUCUGCCUCUGAUUCCCUGACAUCCCUUCACGCCUCCCCGCGCUCUCGCUGGCCUCCCUGAAAGGCCAUAUGAUCCUGCUGCACUGGCUUCCUUGCUCUUCCUGGAACAUCCCAGGCACACCCGGCCUCCUCAGGGCCUUUGCACAGGCUGUUCCUUCUGCCAAGGUCACCCUUUCCCAGGGCAGUCUCAGGGCCCAGUUCCUGGCCUCCUUCACAUCUUUGGUCAAUUAGCUCCUUUUUUUCUUUUUUGUUGGCUGCAACAUGCAGCAGCAACGUGUGGGAUCUCCGUUCCCAGACCAGGGACUGAGCCUGGGCUGCAGAGGUGAAAAUGCCGCGUCCUAAACACUAGAGCACCAGGAUGCUCUCAGUUGUCUCCUUAAGGAGACACACCCUGAUCACCUGCUAUGGAAAAUGCAGCUCACCCCACCCAGUGGGCCCCCACUGCCUGGUUAUGUUUUUCCCAUCGCACUCAUCCACUUCUAGCAGAGUAGACAAUAUCUAUUUAUUAUAAUAUUUCUGUUUUGUGUAUUGUUUACAGUUCAUCCCACUUGAACGAAAGCUUUGUGCAGGAAAGGGUCCUGGUUUUCUUCACUGAGGAACCUCGGACUCUUGGCACAGUUCCUGGCACAGAGUCGCUGCUCAAAGAUAUGGGUUGAAUGGCAGUGAAAUGACCUUUAGAAGGAGGUUUUGAGGGAAAGAGAUGAGCCUCAACUGAGGGGUGAAGGAUUUCUAGAACGUACCCAACAUUAUGGUUCCAACAUAGAGUUCCUCUAUGAGUCUGUGAAUGGGGUGCUGACAUCCUGUGUUUACUGGAAAACCUGGGACCUGGAAGCCUCGAAAUGCUAUAUGGCGGCCCUACUUGACCACAUGUCCCCUUUUGCUAGAAUGGAGAAACACCUACACUCAGAAGUGGAUAAAGCCCUGUGAUGUCCCCAGCCCCCACCAGCCAGCCUUAGCUCCUCUACAACCUCCUUCCUCUGUUUUCAUGAUUAUAGAAAUUCACCUCUUUUCUUCAACUGUAUCCGCCUUUUCGUGCUGCGGGAAUGACAGCAAUAAACCCAGGUGUCAGGAAAUCUACCUGGGAUUAUUAAAAUAACAUCAGUUCCGCUGUCUUCUGUAUCUAAGUAACUACAUAAGGCACAUGCUUCAGACACUCAAAACCACACUACACCAACAUUUGAGGUUAUUUUUAUUUUUUGUCUUUUUGCUAUUUCUUGGGCCACUCCUGCGGCAUAUAGAGGUUCCCAGGCUAGGGGUCUAAUCGGGGCUGUAGCCACCGGCCUACGCCAGAGCCACAGCAACGCGGGAUCCGAGCCGCGUCUGCAACCUACACCACAGCUCACAGCAACGCCGGAUCGUCAACCCACUGAGCAAGGGCAGGGACCGAACCCGAAACCUCAUGGUUCCUAGUCGGAUUCGUUAACCACUGCGCCACGACGGGAACUCCCUGAGGUUAUUUUUAAAAACUAGACCUACAAAGCAGCGGCAGCUGUGCAGGUGAAUUCUGAACUUCGGGGCCACUGCUGGUGCCCCAGGAUCUGGGCUGCCCAAGUGCAAGGAAUGUGGGUGGUCCUUGGUCACCCAGGAAGGGUGUCACCUUCUGAGGCUGUUUUGACCCCACUGAAGGGAUUUAGUUGCUGAAAACCUGGCCUUGGUUUAGGAGGCAGCUUUGCUGAUAAGUCUGUUGCAUAGAUUUCAAGGACGAUGUCUGGUAACAGAAGAGCCAAGUGUAAUUGCCUGUAUCUUCGUCAAACUAAGAAACUACGCAUACAAUGGUAUGGAAUAAACCCCUCGAAUAUGACAGCAAAUGGCAGAACUUUUUACAGACUGCAGCACCUGCCUUUUAUUUAAUUGCUGAAAGUGGUGGCCUUGCUGUCCAAUCUCAGAGAUUGGUAUAAUGAGUCCCAUCAGUCAUUUGGGUGGAAAUCCUAAUAUCACAGCCACUUUUCAGAGAUGGCAUUUUGUCCAUGGGUCUAAUUGAAUGAUCCUAACCCUCUCGCCUGCCCUUCCCACAGCCCAGUCAUUGAACGCUUUCCCUAUCCUGUAAUGUCUUUCUCCAAUUAUAUUCUUUUUUUUUUAAUUUUUAAUUUUUCUAGGGCCGUACCUGUGGCAUAUGCAAGUUCCCAGGUUAGAGGUCAAAUUGGAGCAGCAGCUGCUGGGCUACACCACAGCCAAAGCAAUGUGGGAUCUGAGCUACAUCUACGACCCACACUGCAGCUCACAGCAACGAUGGAUCCUUAGCCCACUGAGCAAGGCUAAGGAUCAAACCCACAUCCUCUUGAAUAUUCGUGGGUUUCACUACCUGCUGAGUCACCGUGGGAACUCCCCUCCAAUUCUAUUCUUAGAAGCAUCUAUUUGGGUCCAUCCCUACUUCUUGUUAUGCUCCGAGGUUAACCACCUUCUCUGACGGGAUCCCCCUGAUCCCAGGCACACAGGGUCCUCACUGCCCCGAAAGCCUCAGGAUCCUCUGGCUCCAUUUUUCCUCCUGUCAAGGUGGGUCAGGCCCCGGGCCACAGUCCUCAUUUCUAAAGAGGAUGACACCGGAGUUCCCACUGUGGGAACUGAUCCCACAGGAUCAGCGGUGUCUUGGGAGCGAUGGCAUGCAGGUUUGAUCCCCGGCCCAGCACAGUGGGUUAAGGAUCCCAUGUUGCCGCAGCUGCGGCUCAGGAUUGGAUCCCUGGCCCUGAAACUCCAUAUGCUGUGGGGUGACCAAAAAAGAAAAAAAAAAUAAUAAUAAAGAUGACGAAAUUGGAAUGAAAGGUGAAAAGACAGUUUCGGAUGAGGGUAGGCUUGCUGUGCUUCCGUGCGUACAGAGGCCUUAGAGCUCUGGUCCCAUCUCUUUAGUUUAUAUGUGAAACCAAGAGUUGCAGAGUUUGAGCAUCAGCUCUGGGCUCAGAGGGGCCUCUGACCCUCAGCCUGAUGCUACUCCCAUGGUGCUGUACAGCCACCUUCUUUGUUUUUAAACUAAAUAUACUUAAUCCCCAUUUGUCUUAAAACACACUCUUGUAGCCACACAGCACUCCGUGGAAAGGGAGAGAGGAAGAAACCCAAGCCAACAAAACCUGCAGGCCUCCUGUGCUUGAGUUUCCACAUCUCAAGUCCGCUGCCCGAGCGGCACCUGCCCGCUGGCCACCCCGCGUGUGCACAGCUAAAGGCACGCGGCUAAAACCACGCCUGGCCUUCCCCCCAGAGUUUCUGGUCGCAGAAAGUGUUGUCACUGUCCAUCUGCCCAUUCAGUUAUGUGACUUUCCUCGGCCUGGCUUUGGCCCUGCCAUGCCUGAUGGGUGCUGAUUCCUGUGGGUUUGGCCUCUUCUUUCCACGUCCAUCACUGUAGCCUCAGUCCAGGCUGCCAUCUUGGUUCAGGUGAUCUCAGAGAGCAGGUUCCUAACUGGUCUCACUGAUCCGAUCAGGCUGCCUUCCAACCUGUCCUCUAGUUUAUUAUUAUUAUUAUUAUUUUGUCUUUUUAGGGCUGUACCUGUGGCAUAUGGAAAUUUCCAGGCGAGGGGUGGAAUUGGAGCUACAGCUUCCAGCCUACACCAUAGUCACGGCAACACCAGAUAUGAGCUGCGUCUUCGACCUACACCACAGCUCACAGCAAUGCCAAAUCCUUCACCCACUGGGUGAGGGUAGAGGUCAGACCCACAUCCUCAUAGAUGCUAGUUGGGUCCAUUACUGCUGAGGCACAAUGGGAACUCCACGUGGGUGCUUCUGAUAAUAGUCAAUUUUAGGGUGGUGAAUUUUGGCACAUACUAUACUGGCAUUUUAUAAUGAUCUGUGGGCUCACCCAGAGACUUUUGGGGUACUCUUUACAAGACUGUGUUUCAGUUCUUGCCCUUUUCUCUCCUUGUAAUCUUCCCUGGCACUCUUUUUUUUUUAAUGUCUUUUUGCCUUUUCUAGGGCCACACCUGUGGCAUAUGGGGGUUCCCAGGCUCAGGGUCUAAUCGGAGCUGUAGACGCCGGCCUACACCAGAGCCACAGCAACAUGGGAUCCGAGCCGUGUCUUCGACCUACACCACAGCUCACAGCAACGCCGGAUCCUUAACCCACUGAGCGAGGUCAGAGAUCGAACCUGCAACCUCAUGGUUCCUAGUCAGAUUCAUUAACCACUGAGCCAUGACAGGAACCCCUUCCCCGGCACUCUUGAAGAAGUUCUUGUGUCCACUGCAUUCUUCAAAAUUGCAGAGCACAGCGUCUCUGGACUCAGUUAAUUCAGAAGGUAGACAACCUGAACUGGUGAAAAACAGAGCUGGAGGGGCCUUAGACGUUAUCUGCAGUUUAAAAAAACAGCCUCAGCCGUCAGCUGUGGUGUAGGUCGCAGACGUGGCUCGGAUCCUCCGUUGCUGUGGCUGUGGCAUAGGCUGACAACUACAGCUCUGAUUAGACCCCCUAGCCUGGGACCCUUCCUCUGCCGAGGAUGCAGCCCUAGAAAAGACAAAAAAAUAAAAUAAAAUAAAAUAAAAUAAAAAAGCAGCCUCCUUUUCUAGACGAGAAAACCAAGGCUCAGGAAAAUGGAGUGACUUUGCCAAGUUCCUCCAUGAGCAUCCUCUCCGGGAUCAGCAUGCAGCAUCCGAAAGCUCAUGCCAGCUGUUGACGCUCCUACUGAUUCAUUCCCUGGACAAAUAUGCUCAGUGCUUUUUACAGGAUGUCGGGAAUGAGGGUCAAGCUGAGGGUCAUGGCCGGGGAUUCUGCAAACAGAGCUCUAGCUGGGAAGACACACAGCAUCACAAAGAUGAACGGGGCACCUGUUCUCUUGACAGCUGACAGAGGAAGCCUUUGCUCAGUGCCUUCUCUGUCGACAGACAUGGUAAACCAUUCCUGCACCUGCUGAGUCCUUGAUCCCUUACAGCAGCUAUUCUUAUAAUCGAUGCCCUGACUUUGAGCUGAGAAAACGGAGGUUCAGAGUGACUCACUGACUUGCCAGGGAGGCUCAGAUGUGACAGAGGCCCCUCCUCUUGGCCUUCAGGGCCCCACCCUUCACCAGGGUGGGGUUGGCCAGUGCUCCCAUGAUGCCGCAGGACAGCAGAGCACCCUGAGUCUCACCGGAAGCUCAGCGCUGGCCCCACCCAAGGGGUCUGCCAUCUUCUCUUUUUUCACUUGCCACCGCCUCUUUCCCAAGUGUUGACAGCAUCUCUGUCUGCCCCUUCCCGGUCCUAGUUGGCCUUCUGGAACUUGUCCCUUUGUCAUCUGUGAUGUCCCCAGGGACUUCCCGUUUAGCUGGGUCCUCCGGUCUGUCCUGUCUAGGCCUGCCCUUUCUUGAGUUCUUUCAAGUCUCCAUCUGACGGCUUCAACAAGUGUCUGGCUUCAGAACAGGGACCCCCUUCAGUCCAGCCCACUUUCCACCUUCUCUUCACCCGAAGCCCUUGCAAAACUAGCCGUCCCUCAGAAGAGUGUGGGUUCAACACUCCAGGCAUUGGCUUCUAUCAGCCUGUGUGUGUGUGUGUGUGUGUGUGUGUGUGUGUGUGAGAGAGAGAGAGAGAGAGAGAGAGAGAGAGAGAGGGAGAGAGAGAGAGAGAGAAAGUAUGAUCCGAGGCUCUAAACAGAGGCACAAUAUUCAGGCGCAGCCUGUUUCUGUAAGUUGUCUGUCUUACCCCAGUGUGAAGGGCACUAAGAAGAGCGAGGUGAUGCUUGCUUCCGUGGGAUGUAGACAGCAGGAGCCCCCAGCAUUCUCAGCCAUUGGGGUGACAGUGUGGAGCCCCAGAGGUCUCACUUGUCACCUAUUACAUAGCAGGUAUAUGCCACAUGUCACUCUGGGUGUAGUGGAAACACAGGCUGCAAGAAUGGUCUGCAGUCGCCUUGUUCACAGUUUUCCUGAACUCCACCUUUCAGGGAGGAUAUUUAGAAAAGGUGAAAGGAAGUGAGAGAGAUCAAACAGCCUGUCGAACAUGGAUGUCUUUCUCAAAAGCAAGGGCUGUGCCCAUACUCCUGUUUAGCGUGCUCUGUGCCACUUAGCCCUGGUACACUGGCUAAAGGGAAAAGGCCAGGCCUGGGUGGUUCUCCUGGGCUCUGCACUCUGAGAGUCUACGGCUCAAUGAGACAUUAAAUAAUUGACAAGCCUGCUUUCAUAGGGCAGCUGCUAUGCCUCCUCAUUUUAAAAAUAGAUGAGCUGUUUACCUGUUUCUCCAUGCUUCUCAUUUGGAAGUAUUUGUUUUCUCACUUUUUUUUUUUUUUAAAGAAUUCAUUUUUAGGAGUUCCUGCUGCAUUGCAGUUGCUUAAGAAUCCAAAGGCAUUGGCUUGGGUUGUUGUGGAGGCACAGGUUUCAUCCCCAGCCUGAGGCAGUGGGUUAAAGGAUAUGCCGUUGCCACAGCUGUGGUGUAGGUUGCACCUGUGGCUUGGGUUCCGUCCCCGGCUAAGAAACUUCCACACACCUUGGAUAUGGCCAUAAAAAAAAAAAAAAUUCGUUUUUAGCAUUUGUCCUCUUGGGACUGGCAUUAGAAUUUCCCAGGCGAUUGUCAGCUUCUCCCAGGCUUCUCUUCCCUCUGUCCUGGCGCCUGGCCUGUGCUUGGUGGGGAAAAGAUUCUUUUUUUUUUUUUUUUUAAUAGGGAUUUGAAUGAUUUUUUAUUAAAAUUCAGUUGAUUUACAAAGCUGUGCCAAUUUCUGCUCUACAAAAAGUAAUCCAGUCAUGUAUAUAUAUAUGAUUUUUUUCUCAUAUCACCUUCCAUUAUGUCCUAUCCCAAGAGACUGGGUCGAGUUCCUUGGCUGGGCAUUAGAACAUGUGUGGUAUAGGGGAGAUGACUUUCCAGGGUUUCCAAGUAGCUGCCGGGUGAGGUAUCAGGCCAAAGGGUGGGCCAGAGCAGAGAGAGGGGUGAACUGCAGGUCCCUUCAAAUACCAGUUCCAGAAGCCUCUUUUACAGGUUGUUAUUGCCACUUAUCUUUUAUUUCUGUUGGUUCUGCCUAAUGUGAGCUUGUGCUGAGAUGUGUGAGAAAUAAACUCUCAGUUAUGUGUCUGGGAUGUGAAACGUGCUUCCGUUUUCUGGAACUUGAUGGAGGAAGGAUUUGUGCUAUUUAGAAGCAGAGGUUCCUCCAUUCUCCUGCUUUUCAAGUAAGACUAUGAGGAAUGGACCCUUUGCUCCCAAAGUGGUCCCCAACCUGAGCAGUGAAGCCACCCCCUUCCGCCCCCCGACUAGGGCAAAGAUACAUGAAGGCUGGGUGGGCAAGGGGACAAGGCAUCAGGGGUACGUCCUAGUGCCUGCGACUGGGAGAGGGACAGACCUCCAAAUUAGUUCUUAAUUAAUUUGAAAUACCCAAUUCCUUUCUUAUCUGACUUAAAUCAAUCUUAAAUAUAAGUAGAAAAAUGAAUUCCUUAGCCCCAUGUGGUUUUGGGGGGGGGGUCAUAUUAUUGUGCCUUGUCUGUUUGUCCUGCCACCUCUGUUCUCCAGUUGAAGGAGCCCACACCUGAAGCAGGCAGAGUUUUGGUGGCCAGGGUGGCCGUUACCCAGCCUGGCUCAGACCUCCUGCCACACGUGCUCCUGGGAAGUCAAUGCGAAGUCUUCUCGGGCUCAGUCCUUCAGUCCCCAGACAAAGAGAGGAACUGAAGGAGUAGUGAUAGGCUUAGUUAAAUUCUGCUUUGGAAAAUAUCAGAUGGAGGGGAAUGGAUUUAUUUUCCACUCGAUCAAAUAAGACAUUAAGAAAAGUCCAGCGCGACUGGAAAUUACUUAAGGUCAACUGAGGACACUUUGUGGUCAAUUUCCUUUCAUCCCAAAAGACCAGAAAUAAAAGUAAAUCUAUACACUACUGAAAGAUAUUGGAAAAAUGUCUCCUUGUACCCGAGAGCAAUUUACCUGAUUGUUAUGUUAUCAUAUUUGGGAGUAGGCUAUGUAUUUAUUUAUGAUUUAUUAAUAUGAUAUUUAUCUUUGAUGAAAAUUAAAUUAUUACAGUAGUAUAAUACACCUAACUUGGUUCAUUCUAAGUUGUAGAUAGAUAUGAUAAACUUGGCCUCUUCCCGAAAAGCCAGCAAUGUAGAGUCUGAACUGGACAAUUUCCCCCCCCCCACAUGGAUGUUUUCUAUAUUUAUUUUGUUUGGAGAAACUAUUUUUUAAAAUUCGACUUUGAUUUAUGUGUUUAGAAAAAAUCUGUUGAUCAGCCUUGACAGGCUUGUCUCUGUGAGAGAUGGGGGUUUCUUGUUUUUCUUGGAUUUGGGAAGCAAACCAAUGGAGCCCUCACUCCUGUAGGGUCUUUAGAGGGCAGAGCCUGGGUGAGUGGCAAUUGGUGAGCCACCCUGUCAGAAAUCGUAAGCCCUGGGUAGUAUCAGGGAGACACCGUUGGAAUUUUCUUUCUCUCAGGUAUAUUUAUAUUUUUAAAAAGCUACCUUUGACAUUUAAGAAAUCAAAUCUUGUGAAUGGAGGUGACUGUACCUUUUGAAUCUUCAUGGGAACUCACCUCUGAGGUAGAGCUGGGAUCCUUGAUCUCGCAAAGUCUCAUUUGCAUGGAAAUAAAAUGAUUGAAACUGU
Molecule: messenger RNA, 14304 nt
Organism: Sus scrofa (pig)
Lineage: Eukaryota; Metazoa; Chordata; Mammalia; Artiodactyla; Suidae
Gene: B3GALT5
Product: beta-1,3-galactosyltransferase 5
Biological process (GO): protein O-linked glycosylation
Cellular component (GO): endoplasmic reticulum; Golgi membrane
Molecular function (GO): N-acetyl-beta-D-glucosaminide beta-(1,3)-galactosyltransferase activity
Source: RefSeq, a predicted model, not a curated record